Asparagus officinalis (garden asparagus) is the source of this 1272-nucleotide messenger RNA. RefSeq lists its product as uncharacterized. The transcript has a single exon. The record is from RefSeq and is a predicted model, not a curated record. NCBI's taxonomy places the organism in Eukaryota, Viridiplantae, Streptophyta, Magnoliopsida, Asparagales, Asparagaceae.
AUGGAAGUCGUGACAGCAUAUUUAUAUAGGUCACUAGUUGCUAAUAUUUAUAUGAAAGUCCCUGAUGAAUUUAAAAUCCCUGAAUUGAGAGAAAACGAGAAUCGCAACAUGUAUAGCAUUAAAUUGCAAAGGUCGUUAUACGACUUAAAACAGUCGGGUAAAAUAUAGUAUACUUGACUCAGUGAGUUCCUCCUGAAGCCUUGUGUGUUUAUAAAGAAAUCCAAAAAUGGCUUCUGUAUCAUCUCAGUCUAUGUUGAUGAUAUAAAUAUUAUUGGAACGCACAAUGAGCUUACAGAAGCUAGCUCAUGCCUAAAGACGGAGUUUGAAAUGAAAGACUUAGGAAAAACCAAGUUUUAUCUUGGCCUGCAGAUCGAGCAUUACCCAGAAGGAAUUUUUCUACACCAUUCGACCUACAUGAAAAAGGUUUUGGAAAGAUUUUAUAUGGAUAAAUCUCAUCCACUUAGCACACCAAUGGUCGUCCGGUCCCUCGAAGUGGAUAAAGACUCAUUUAGACCCAAAGAAGAUAAUGAAGAAAUGUUAGGGCCAGAAGUUCCCUAUCUGAGCACCAUUGGAGCACUCCUCUAUCUCACAAAUUGCACCAGGCCUGAUAUUGCAUUUGCGGUGAACUUGCUAGCAAGGUAUAGUGCUUCUCCUAUAAGGAGGCAUUGGAAUGACGUUAAUAAUAUCCUUCGCUAUCUUCAAGGUACAAAAGAUCUUGGACUAUUCUAUAAAAGAAACCAAGAUAUGACAUUGAUGGGCUAUUCGGACGCUGGCUACAUAUCUGAUCCCCAUAACGUCAGAUCCCAGACUGGUUAUGUCUUUCUCUAUGGUGGUACCGUCGUUUCUUGGAGGUCUAUUAAGCAGACCAUGGUGACUACUUCUUCUAACCACUCAGAGAUUAUUACUUUAUAUGAGGUUUCACGAGAAUGUGUAUGGUUAAGAUCGUUGAUACGACACAUUCAUGGAUCUUGUGGUCUAGCAAAAGACGAUAUUACCCCCACUGUCCUUUAUGAGCACAAUACAGCUUGUGUUGCACAAAUGAGUAGUGGAUAUGUAAAAGGAACCAUGAAAAAACAUAUUGUGCUAAAAUUCUUUUAUCCACAUGAGCUCCAAAAGAAUGGCGAAACCACCAUCGAAAAAGUUUGCUCAAGUGACAAUCUUGCAGAUUUGUUCACUAAAUCUCUGCCUACAUCAACUUAUGAGAAAUAUAUUCACAAUAUUGGUAUGCGCAGACUUGAAAGACUAUCGUCUUCAGGGGGAAUAAAUUCUUAA